CUGCAGAGGCGCGGGCAAGUCUCCCACUCGCAGCCAAGCAAAUUCUCCCAAGUCCCCCACUCGCAGCCGAGCAAAUUCUCCCAAGUCCCACACGCGUAUCCGCAGAGGCCGAUCAAAGUCUCCCACUCGCAGCCGUGCCAGUGCCCCCCCCGCUCCCACUCGCAGCGGCGCCAGUGCCCCCACCCCUCCCUCUCGCAGCCGUGCAAAGGCCCCCACCUCUCCCACUCGCAGCCAUGCUAAUCCUCCUAGGUCCCUCCCGGUUUCACCCACAGCUGCCCCCAUCUGCUCUGGCAUCACGCACUUGGAGUACUCCAGAAGUGGUCGCCCUCGCUUCCCCCCCAUGGCUUACUGGAAGAACGAGAGGGUCUUCAGCCCAGUGGUGCUCGAUUGCCCAGCGGUGGUGUUUGGGCAGCCUACCACGCGUGCAGAGGAACUGGAGAUUAUAACAAAGGCCUUGUUUGGCGGCCAGACUGCUACCGACGGGAAGGAGCUGGAGGAAUCGAGGAGGAGGGGGAAGGGAGAAAGAGAAGAGGAGGGAAGCGGAGAAGGUGGAGGGGAGGGAGAAGAGGAGAUUUCAGCUCUUGCUGUGCUGCUUAUAGAGAAGGGCGCUGUAAAGGAGGUUGCUGUAAAGGAGGGUGCUGUAAAGGAGGGUGCUGUAAAGGAGGUUGCUGUAAAGGAGGGCGCUGUAAAGGAGGGUGCUGUAAAGGGAAAGGACGCUGUAAAGGAAAAGGGCGCUGUACGGAGAGUGAUUACAACGAACGAGAUGGAGGGACCAGAGGCAACAGCAGGCGUGAUGAUAGCAGGAGCAAGGAAAGCGCCUGGCAGAGCUGCCAAGGCUGCUGCUCUGGCUCGGAUCUGCCGAACCUCGAGGCCUGGGCAGCAGGGACGGCAGGGGACGGCUGGGCAGCCGGAAAGAGGGGGAGCGGCUGCUGCAGGGGGGGGAGCGAAAGGCCUCAAGAGGAAAAGAGAGGAGGUGGAGGGGAAGGAAGUGGGGAGUGUGAGGGUGACUAGGUUGAUGGCUAAGAUGGCUCGAGAGGAGAGUGGACAGUCAGGAUCCGCGGUUGGCGCUGAGGCUGCUGAAGAAGAGCUCGAGAAACGGAGGCUGAGGGGGAAGGGGAAGGUGGUUGAGAGAUUACGAUCUGCGGCGGCUCAAAACCAGAGAGGAAAGGGACAGGUGGGGGCAGAGGAGCUUGCAAAACGGAGGCUGAGAGGGAAGGGGAUUGCGAUUAAGGAAUUACCAGAAGUCGGGAAAAGGUGGGAGGUGGAGGAGGAAGAGAAGGAGGAGGAGGUGGAGGAGGUUCGGCAUAAACCCCCAUCCCCAUCACCUCACCACCUCCCAUCCCCAUCCCCGUCCCGCAACCCUCUAUGCCUGGCCUUGGUCCCGGCACCUCCCCCACCCUCCCCCGCUCCCUCUGUCAACCGCUCCGAAUCGUUUCGACACGCCCCGUGCCCCUCUGGUGGCUCCAUGGGUCCCUCGCCAUCCCUUGUCUCUCAAAACCCCGCCUCUCAAAGUCCUCCUGCGCCCUCUCCUCCCCGCGACCACAUGGGGUGGACGCCAGGGGAAGUUAAAGCCUACCACGAAGCCAUGCACGAGGUGCCAAUAGACUCGGAGAACUUCUGGGGGAGGGUUGCCCUCUGGGUGCCUGGCAAGACUGCGACUGAUUGUUUCAACCGCCACCAUUCGCAGGUGACUAGGGACGGGGGGAGUGAGCAGGGGCAGCAGGGGCAGGAGCAGCAGCUGCUGCAGCAGCAGCAGCAGCAGCAGCAGCAGCAGCGGCAACAGCUGGUUUAUGGGAAUUUGGAGCAAACUGCCUUUGUUGCUGCGUGUGUAGGCGUGAUGUCCAAGGGGGCUGCGGGACUGAUGGUGGCGGCACACGUUAGGAUGAGGGACAAGUGCGCCUUUGAGACGGUGGUGGCGAUCCAGUCCCUUGGGAAGGACGACUUCACGCAGCGCGACGAGGAGAUCAGCGCCGUGGCGUCAGUCGCGCCCCGCCUGGCGCUCGUGAUGGCCUCUUCCGCUCGCGCCAGGCUGCAGACCCAAGCAGAGAGGCAGCAGAGCCGGGCUAGGCUGCAGAGCCAAGCAGCAGCGGCAGCCGCAGCAGCAGCAGCAGCAGCAGCCACGGGAGCUGCUGCUUCUGCUGGAGGGGAACGUGCAGCAGGCUUGCGGGCACGAGACGUACAUUGAUCGCAUCAUUCGGGAGAGGCAGAGCAGCAGCAGCCUGCCACGCCCGCGCACAGCA
Messenger RNA from Closterium sp. NIES-67, 2240 nucleotides. NCBI's taxonomy places the organism in Eukaryota, Viridiplantae, Streptophyta, Zygnematophyceae, Desmidiales, Closteriaceae. The record is from the annotation of a GenBank genome assembly.